AUGCGCCCACGGCCCGCGUCUUCUCUGCAGAAGACGUACGAUGAAUGCUAUCUCGCGUGCUCGACUGCCGUCUACUUUGAGGGCCAGAACAACGAAGAGGAAGCAUUGAGGUCCUGGAGAUCCGCCCUCGAGACCAUUUAUCAUCACAAUGCCCGCCGAGUACCGCCGAAUUAUACCCCGAAGUCCGAAACCGAGAAGGCGCUGCAGGAUUCUAUCCGGGCGCUUGAGGUCCAAUGCCGCGAACGAGUCGACCUGCUCCAGGCCCUGCGUGACAGUCGGAAAGAGUCCGCUGAGGCUAAUGGGACCAAAGAGCCUGCAACGCUAGUCAAGGGGAAAUAUGUGGCCGCCAUGAACGCAUCUGCCUCCUCGUCCAAUAAUCAUCCCGGCUGGAUCGGAGACGGUACUAUCCCCGUCGUCGGCUACACGGAUCUGUCGAAACCGGCUACCAUCCCAGGUCGACCCCCAGCUUCCCCGAUGGCGAGACAUAAUCUGGAGCCGUCCUCUCUGAACGAUGAAUUAGCUCCCCCUGGUCUGUCGCCGGCUGGGUCGCCUGCGCUGCGAGUCAAUUCUAAUUCCUCGGGCAAGACGAAAUCCCGUGGUUCCAGUCCAGAACGUCGGAAAACGAUGUUGACGACGCUGCGGAACACAGAUGGGAAGAAGUCCGGGAAGAAAUCCAAGAUCAGCCCCAAGAAAAAGGAGAAGGAGUUGCGGCCGGCCGCCUCCAAGGCAGCAGGCCUCGCAUGGGGCAAUAUUUAUCGGUCUCCGUCAAUCGAGAAGACGGCGAGCGAAGCGGCGCUGGCUUCGUCUCGGCAUAGCGCUGCCAACGAUCCCAGUCUCCGGCGUGAUCCCGAUCCAAGGACCAGCUCUGGAGAUGAACCCUCUUCAGCGAGAAAGAUCCGACCGAGAGUGGAUUCGUCCGCGGACCGUAUCCCGGCCACGAAUUGGCGAGAGCCUCAGCCUUCUUCGCCAGUUCAGUCAUCACAUAGAACAUCUGCACCACCCAUCCCUCGUCCACCGCAGCCAGCAUCAGAGAGUCGGAGGCCUCUCCCAUCGGGGUCAUUAUCUAUGCCAGAUCCGAAAGACUUCGCCGCGCCCACCUCCUCACCUGGUCCUAAACCGUCUAUCAAACCUAAGCCUGUGGGACUCCGGAAUUCACUCCCGCCCCCUCCCCGUGUCACACAAGUGACCAACAAGUCCGCACCGCGGGCUUCUCAGAUUAACCAGUCUUCCUACGGUUCGCCUUCGUCAGGCAGUGAUGAUAUUCAGCGUGGGAUCUAUGGGAUGUCGAUUUCCGCCCCAAAUGGCAGCAAUUCCACUCGACGAAAGCCCACUCCACCCAAACGUCGGGAGACGCCCCCAUCAAGCGACCAGGAAUCUUGGGAGCAACACUCCUCAGAAGGUGAGGCAGAAGACGAGGAUGAAGAGAACAACAAUGAUAUUACGAAAAUUCUCAGUAAGCUACCAAAGGGUGUAGACCUGCAAUCAGCCCGACAAAUCUUGAACGAUAUUGUGGUACGCGGCGAUGAGGUACACUGGGACGACAUCGCCGGCUUGGAGGGUGCCAAGAAAGCUCUCAAGGAAGCCGUCGUUUAUCCUUUUCUUCGACCUGAUUUGUUCUCUGGCCUUCGCGAACCUGCGCGUGGCAUGCUUCUAUUCGGCCCUCCAGGCACAGGAAAGACCAUGCUCGCCCGUGCUGUAGCCACCGAGUCCAAAUCCACCUUUUUCUCAGUGUCCUCAUCCAGUUUGACGUCUAAAUGGCACGGUGAGAGCGAAAAGCUUGUCCGCGCCUUAUUCGGCCUUGCCAAAGUCCUGGCUCCCUCUAUCAUCUUUGUCGAUGAAAUCGAUUCUUUACUCUCUGCGCGGUCUUCGGGCUCCGAGCACGAGGCUUCUCGUCGAUCAAAGACGGAGUUCUUGAUUCAAUGGUCUGAUCUCCAACGUGCCGCUGCUGGUCGCGAGCAGUCCGCCCGCGAUAAGAAGGAGGGUGACGCGAGUCGGGUCCUUGUCCUUGCUGCCACCAACAUGCCAUGGGAUAUCGAUGAGGCUGCGCGCCGUCGCUUUGUCCGGAGACAGUACAUUCCGUUGCCUGAACACCAUGUUCGUGAGCAGCAGCUGGCCAGACUGCUUAGCCAUCAGCACCACGAACUCAGCGACGAGGACAUCCAGGUUCUGGUUCAUGUUACAGAAGGUUUCUCUGGUUCCGAUAUUACAGCCCUCGCUAAAGAUGCCGCCAUGGGCCCGCUUCGCAACCUUGGCGAGGCCCUCCUCCACACCCCCAUGGAUCAAAUCCGUGCAAUAAAGUUCGAAGACUUUGAAGCCAGUCUCUACUCCAUUCGACCCAGCGUCUCUCCAGACGGGUUACGGAAGUACGAAGAGUGGGCCCGCGAGUUUGGUGAGAGAGGCGGAUAG
Messenger RNA from Penicillium macrosclerotiorum, 2406 nucleotides. RefSeq lists its product as uncharacterized. The record is from RefSeq and is a predicted model, not a curated record. The transcript has 4 exons. The coding region runs from base 1 to 2406 and encodes 801 amino acids. NCBI's taxonomy places the organism in Eukaryota, Fungi, Ascomycota, Eurotiomycetes, Eurotiales, Aspergillaceae. Gene Ontology annotation, molecular function: ATP hydrolysis activity; ATP binding.